AUGGGUAUCACUGAAAAAAUAGACGAGAUCGUCAAGGAAAUGCAAGUCCACCUCUUACGCACAUGCAGUGCAGUGGGUGGUGUGCUGUCGAGCUAACCCCCGCGCUGAGUUGGAUUGUGAUGCAGGGCGAGGACGCAGAAGAACAAGGUAUGAUGCUCACUUGAUGCUCACUUGAGAAUGAAGCCCAACAAAGCUUGAUCCUGAUCACCUCUCCCUCCCGCUUUAGGCCACCGAAGGACAUCUCGGAUCGCUCGUGAGCACGGACCGAUUCCCCAGCAAGCAACCCUCGACGAAACAAAGCCUCCUUCAACUGACCCGACCCAACCACCCGACCCAACCAACGCCCAGAAAGCCAAACUAGCGCGCUACCGAGCCGAACUGCUCGAACCGGCCAAAACGGGCAAAGCAGGCGACGGGUUCGACGUCUCCAAAGCCGGCUACGGCCGAGUCGCCUUGAUCGGCUUCCCUUCGGUCGGUAAAUCGACCUUGUUGAACAAGUUGACCGGCACCCAGUCCGAGGCCGCUUCGUACGAGUUUACCACCUUGGUCGCUAUUCCUGGGUGAGCAUUCACAAAACGAGGGAGCGAUCGAGAGCAAGUGGGGGAGAGGUUCACUUUCGAGGCUGAUUCUUCUCCGAUUCUUUGCUCUGCGUGCUCAGUGUGCUCGAUAUCGACGGAGCCAAAGUUCAACGUGAGCUCCCCCCCAUCGUAGCAUCUUUCUUUGAUCGUCAAACUGAUGUGAUGAUCUGGACGUCUUGGCAUCGCACUACAGUGCUCGACUUGCCCGGAAUCGUCGAAGGAGCAGCGAGUGGCAAAGGUCGAGGAAGGCAGGUCAUCGCCGCCGCAAAGGUGCGUCAACUCUUUUUCGACCUAGUCCCUGCGCAAGCACCUGCUAACGGUUUCGCUCUUUCGAUCGUGCAGAGCGCCGAUUUGGUUCUGGUCAGUCUUGACUUUGAAAAGGUCACCUUUUGAUGUUUUCUAACCAGAUCCCACUUGCUCACUGCCUUGUCGAUUCGUACCGGCAAACAGAUGAUGCUUGAUGCCACAAAGUAACUCUACCUCGUGGGGUGUAAGUGGUAAACCCAGCGCUGACAUGUUCGGCUCCACUUCAACAGAGCUGCAAAUCAACGGCGGCUGCUGGAGAUCGAGCUCGAGGCAGUCGGGAUGAGGUUGAACCGCAAGAAGCCUGAUGUGGUCGUCCGGAUAAAGGUGAGGACCAUCGUGCCGAAAGUUGUCUUGCGGGGACUAGUGCUCAUUCAUGACCCAUGUUCGCAUCGUCUCACAGGCCGCUGGAGGUGUGACGAUCACGCAUACCGUACCUUUGACAAGAACGGACGAGCGCGCGAUCAAAGGUGUGAUGAGUGCCUACAAAGUAUGCCUCACUUUCCCCCUUUCGUAUCACCGGCGCGAUUAGAUGCUGAUGUUGACUAUUUUUUGACGACGUCAGUUGCACAAUGCCGAUAUCAUGAUUCGAGAAGAUGUCAGUAGCUCGGACCUCGAUCCUGGCACUGGCUCAAGAGACUAAAGACCCCUCCACUUGAUGACAGAUCACGACCGAUGACCUCAUCGACGUCAUCCUCGGCACACGCAAAUAUGUCCCCUGCCUCUACUGCUACAACAAGAUCGACGCCGUCUCGCUUGAAGAAGUGGACCGCAUCGCUCGGGAACCCAAUACGGUCGUCAUCUCGUGUGAACUCGACCUCAACCUCGAUACGUUGUUGAUGAGGAUUUGGGAAUUGAUUGGGUUGAACAGGGUCUAUACGAAGAAGAGGGGUGCUUUACCUGAUUUGGGAGAUCCUUUGAUCGUCAAGAUGGAUGCGGAUAUCGAGGGAGUCGUGAGUGAUGGGUGAUCGGGCCGAGGAGUUGCCAACGCGCUGAUCUCUCUUCCACGCUCAGUGCAACGCGAUCCACAAGAACAUUGCAUCAAAGUUCAAAUACGCACUAGGUCCGUUCUUUUCUACUCCACUAUUCUUGAUCGCUCAGAUCACUGAAACGUCAUAUUCUUCGCAGUCUGGGGCAAGAGUUCAAAGUUCGCGCCGAAACCACAGAGGGUCGGUUUGACGCACCGGAUCGCACCGGACGAUGUGGUAUCUUUGGUCACGAACGUGUAG
This is a messenger RNA of Microbotryum saponariae, 2110 nucleotides long. The record is from the annotation of a GenBank genome assembly. Lineage: Eukaryota; Fungi; Basidiomycota; Microbotryomycetes; Microbotryales; Microbotryaceae.